Messenger RNA from Ctenocephalides felis (cat flea), 2367 nucleotides. It is a transcript of the gene mre11, whose product is annotated as double-strand break repair protein MRE11. Gene Ontology annotation, biological process: mitotic G2 DNA damage checkpoint signaling; meiotic DNA double-strand break formation; double-strand break repair via nonhomologous end joining. Gene Ontology annotation, cellular component: Mre11 complex; nucleus. The record is from RefSeq and is a predicted model, not a curated record. The coding region runs from base 633 to 2339 and encodes 568 amino acids. The transcript has 6 exons. NCBI's taxonomy places the organism in Eukaryota, Metazoa, Arthropoda, Insecta, Siphonaptera, Pulicidae. Gene Ontology annotation, molecular function: manganese ion binding; 3'-5'-DNA exonuclease activity; DNA endonuclease activity.
UGCAAGUUCAGUGAUGUAAAAAAUAGAUUUAUUCAUUUACAGGAAGUUGGAGAAUGAUAGCAGGCAAGAUAAUAUAGCAGAAUAUUGUCUAAAAGAUGUCUGCAAAAUGACACGGCGUUUUGGUAUUUAAGGGCCAGAUACACGUUUGAAUGUGACAAGACUGUGACAAUGACGCUCAACAUCUGACAAGAUUGUGAAAUUAAUACGCCCAAACAAUCGAGAGCAAGAGUGCAAUAAUGAGAUUAAUCAAAUGAAAGUUUUCAAAAGAGUAGUGAUUAGAAGAACGUUUCACAAACAUUUACAAGAGGUGGUGAAAUUCUGAUCAUUAAUAAGUAUGGUAUGGAAAGAUCAUACAAAAUCCAUAUCUAUAAGCUGAUAAGGUUCAAACUCAUACGCCGUUCCUGGAUAUUCGGUAAUUUCGUUGAUCAAGGAUUCAUUGGAAUUUUGAAUUAAAGUUUAGAUCAAGACUCAAACGAACUAUUGGCAACUUCUGAUGAUAAUCAGGCAAUGAUAGCUUUGUGGCAUUUGAAGAAAUUCUUCAGUUGGCUUUAGAACAUGAUGUCGAUUUGAUUUUACUAAGCGGCGAUUUGUUUCAUGAUGCCAGACCAAGUUCUCAUUGUUUGUUACAAUGCAUGAAAUUAUUAAGAAAAUAUACUUUUGGAGACAAACCCAUAAGUGUACAAUUUCUAAGUGAAAAUGAGUUCCAUGAAUCUAUAAUAAAUAAAGUAAAUUACGAAGACCCUAACAUUAAUGUUUCCAUACCUGUUUUUUCAAUUCAUGGCAACCAUGACGAUCCAACUGGGUAUAAGCAUGUUAGUUCCUUAGAUUUAUUAUCAUGCAAUGGUCUUGUGAAUUAUUUUGGCAAAUCUCCAUCUUUAACCAAAGUUUCUAUAGAGCCUUUAAUAAUGCGUAAAGGUGAAACAAAAGUUGCUUUAUAUGGCCUUAGUCACAUCAAAGAUGAAAGAUUGGCUAGGUUAUUUGCUGAUCAAGCUGUAACUAUGGUGGCAGAUGAUGAUACAGAGGAAUAUUUUAAUAUACUAUCAAUACAUCAGAAUAGAGCAAACAGAGGUUUAAAAAAAUAUGUACCUGAAGAAGUCUUGCCAGAGUUUUUAGAUUUAAUAGUAUGGGGUCAUGAGCAUGAAUGUAGAAUUGAACCUGAAUUUAACACAUUGCGUUCUUUUUAUGUAACUCAACCAGGUAGUUCUGUUGCAACUUCCUUAGCACAAGGUGAAUCUAUACAAAAGAAAGUGGCUAUAUUGAGAAUUCAUAAAAAGGAAUUCAAAAUUGAACCCUUAGUAUUAAAAACUGUACGGCCAUUUGUAUUCUGUGAUAUUAACUUACAAGAUUUAGAAGAUGAGAUAGAUCUGAAAGGACCUGAAGCACAACAAAAUGUACAAGAAUACAUUAAAUCAAAAAUAGAAUACUUAAUUGAAGAUUCUAAAUUACAAUUGUCAGGUCAUCCCAAGCAACCAACUUUGCCUUUGAUUAGAUUGCGUGUGACAUAUUUUGAUGAGCGGCAAGUUUUUAACACAAUACGUUUCGGUCAACAGUUUAUGGAACAAGUUGCUAAUCCUACUGAUAUGGUAAUUUUGAAAAAAUUCAAAGCAAAGCAUGAAAACUUAUUGAAAACUGACUUAGAUAGAAAUAUUUUUGAAGAGGCAGCAUAUGCUGAAUUACAGAACACGCAAACACGUGUAGAAGAUAUAGUGGAAAGAUAUUAUUUAGAAAUGGGAGAUAAUAAAGAAGUAAUUGGUAUGUCUAUCAAAGCCAUGGGUGAAGCUGUUGCUCAAUUAAUUGAUAAAGAUGAUGAUUAUGCUAUACACGAACUUAUACAACAUCAAGAAAAUGCUUUGAUGAAUCAUUUGAAAAAGACUUACCCCCCAGAGGAAGAAAUUGAAGAUAGUAUUCGAUCAUUUUCUGCAAACAUAAAACAAACUGAGGAAGAAGCUUUAGUUAUGUUAAAGAAAAGGUUAAAAAUUAGUCAGACACCUAAAAGAAGUGCUGAUAUUAUGGCAUCGAGUGAUGAAGAAAGAGAUGAUAAUAAUGAUACUGCAGAUAAAUCAACUUUACCUGCUAGAGGUAGAGGUUCAAGAGGUGGUAAAAUGAUGGCGACUUCCAGAUCUUCGGCUGCAUCUAAAGGACAAUUAAAUAUAUCAGUAAAUACUUCAACUUCAUCAGCAUCAACAACUGCAAGAGGAAGAGGCAGAGGUUCAAGAGGUAGAGGUGCUACAAAAUCCAUACUUUCUAGUCAACAACAACCCACAAUUUCGACAGUAUUUAAAACUAGCACAGCCAGCAGAAAAAAGCCCAUUAUGUAUAAUAAUUCAGAUUCAGAAUAAUAAUACAUUCUUAUAUGCUCAUGAAUUU